This is a messenger RNA of Salmo salar (Atlantic salmon), 1985 nucleotides long. RefSeq names its product alpha-1,3-mannosyl-glycoprotein 4-beta-N-acetylglucosaminyltransferase C. The record is from RefSeq and is a predicted model, not a curated record. NCBI's taxonomy places the organism in Eukaryota, Metazoa, Chordata, Actinopteri, Salmoniformes, Salmonidae. Gene Ontology annotation, biological process: protein N-linked glycosylation. Gene Ontology annotation, molecular function: acetylglucosaminyltransferase activity.
GAGAGGAAGAGGGCUGAAAAAGAGAGGUGGAGAUCAGAGAGAGAGAGAGAGAGAGAGAGAGAGAGAGGAAUGGACACAGAGAGACAGAGGCUAGUAGCAGGAGACCGGCAUUAUGAUGAGUGUUUACUGCACUGUUUUGAGAGCCAAUGAUCUGCUCUUGUGUGAGUCAUGGAGAUUAUUAAGACUGGUGGCAGCAUGCAGCACAGAGCAUCGGCAGAACUCCCUCACGCUCCUCACACUGACAACAGGAGACGUACAGCAGGCAGAUGCGUGACUGUUUGAUCUGUGAAAAAGCGACCAGCGGGUCACACGCAUUGGCACAAAGGAGAAGCUGACAAAUGACUGUCACCAUCAUGAGGCUGGUGUGGAAGUCCCUGGACAAGAUGAGGUGUUUCCGUAAACGCUCCACCAUCCCAUUCCUGGGGGUCCUGAUCACCUGUCUCCUCUUCUUCAAUCUCUACAUGGAGGAUGGAUACAUGAUGGAGGCGGGUAAAAGACCGCUGAGAGAGACAUCAAUGCAUCCUUCAAACACUGAGAGAUAUGUUCACACCUUCAGAGACCUCACUAAUUUCUCUGGAACCAUAAACGUCACAUAUCGUUACCUCGCUGGGAACCCACUGCCCCGAAAGAAAUAUCUAACCAUUGGAUUGUCAUCCGUGAAAAGAAAAAGAGGGAAUUACCUCAUGGAGACGAUCAAAUCAAUUUUUGACCAGUCCAGUUAUGAGGAGCUGAAAGAGAUUGUGGUGGUGGUCCACCUGGCAGACUUUGACCUGGCCUGGUGUGAAAACCUGGUGCAGGACAUCUCCAGGAAGUUUGCCCACCACAUCAUCGCUGGGCAUCUCCUGGUGAUCCAUGCCCCUGAGGAGUACUAUCCAUCACUGGAUGGGCUAAAAAGGAACUACAAUGACCCAGAGGACAGGGUACGAUUCCGCUCCAAGCAGAACGUGGACUACGCCUUUCUCCUCAACUUCUGCACCAACCUCUCUGAUUUCUACAUGAUGCUGGAGGAUGAUGUGCGCUGCUCACGGAACUUUCUGACAUCCCUGAAGAAGGUGGUCACCUCCAGGGAAGGCUCCUACUGGGUGAUGCUGGAGUUCUCCAAGCUUGGCUACAUAGGGAAGCUCUACCACUCAAGAGACCUGCCACGCCUGGCCCACUUCCUGCUCAUGUUCUACCAGGAGAUGCCCUGUGACUGGCUCCUCAUUCACUUCCGGGACCUGCUUGCCCAGAAAGAUGUGAUCCGCUUCAAGCCCUCCUUGUUCCAGCACAUGGGCUACUACUCCUCAUAUAAAGGGGCAGAGAACAAGUUGAAGGAUGAUGACUUUGAAGAAGACUCCAUUGAUAUCCCUGACAACCCGCCUGCUAGCCUGUACACAAACAUUCAUGUAUUUGAAAACUAUGACGCCACCAAGGCUUAUAGCAGCGUUGACGAAUACUUUUGGGGGAAACCCCCUUCUACCGGAGACUUCUUUGUCAUUAUCUUACACGAACCAACUCAAAUCAGCAAGAUAAAAAUCGUGACAGGAACGGACGAUCGUCAGAACGAUAUCCUACACCAUGGAGCUCUGGAAGUAGGAGAGAAGCUGGUGGAGACAAAGAGAGGAAGGCAGUGUUCUUCCUACAUCACCUUAGGGGAGUUUAAAUAUGGCAACAUUGAGGUUCAAGAUGUGGACCACAAGAUUGCCUUUGACAUUGAGUGUGUUCGUAUUGUGGUGACUGCCAGUCAGAAAGAAUGGCUGAUCAUUAGGAGUAUAAGUCUGUGGACUACACAACCUCCCAGUCAAUGGUACACCAAGGGUCCAUACCAUUUAGACUAAAGUUUUUUAUUAAUGUGCCUAUUCAUUUAUAUUGAUUAUAUGUUGGAUGCUCUAUGGUUUAUUUUAUUAUCCAUUAUAUUUGACAUACAGUACAUUUUUGAGGAUUUGAAAGUUAAUUGGGUUGUCAACGUUGUAUUUUUGUUAUAAAAUAAAAUGCAGACAAAUGUG